This is a messenger RNA of Tarenaya hassleriana, 1576 nucleotides long. RefSeq names its product UDP-galactose transporter 2. Gene Ontology annotation, cellular component: Golgi apparatus. The record is from RefSeq and is a predicted model, not a curated record. The transcript has 5 exons. Lineage: Eukaryota; Viridiplantae; Streptophyta; Magnoliopsida; Brassicales; Cleomaceae. Bases 406 to 1449 code for a protein of 347 amino acids. Gene Ontology annotation, molecular function: UDP-galactose transmembrane transporter activity; antiporter activity.
AACGAUAAAAGACAACCAUCAAAAGAUUUAUAGUCCAGAGCUUGAAGUUAAGCAUCAAUGGCGGAAGCACAUUGUAGCCACAACGAGUGAAUCAGUAAGUAGGUCACAAGGUAAGAGAGAGAGAGAGGUGUUUGUCUCUGUGUUCUUUGGUUUAUCCAACGCUUUCACGAGGAGGCCAAACGGCGUGAAAGAGCUCCCUUAGAUCUCGUCUCCUUCUCUUCCUCCGCUGCUGUUUUCGCCGGAAAACGGCGAAUUGAGAUUCAGAUCUCGUAUCCGCGGGAUCCAAUUGGGUUUACGCUAUCUCCCUUCGAGCAUUGGGAUCUGAGAGUUGCGGGAUCCAGUUCGAUCUGAUUUUGCAAUUCGGAUCAUUUCGAAUCCGUUCCAGAUCGAUCCAAUUUCUCAGUGAUGGAGAAGACGGAGGCGGAGAAGAAGUCGGCGGUGUCCGAUGUCGGCGCUUGGGCCAUGAACGUCAUCAGCUCCGUCGGCAUCAUCAUGGCCAACAAAGAGCUCAUGUCCUCCUCUGGUUUCGGCUUCAGCUUUGCCACGACUCUGACGGGAUUCCACUUCGCGGUCACUGCGUUGGUGGGUCUUGUUUCAAACGCCACUGGCUUGUCGGCAUCGAAGAAUGUUCCUCUCUGGGAGCUUCUCUGGUUCUCAAUCGUGGCAAACAUCUCCAUCGCCGCCAUGAACUUCAGUCUCAUGCUCAACUCUGUCGGAUUCUAUCAGAUUUCGAAAUUGAGCAUGAUUCCUGUGGUAUGCGUGAUGGAAUGGAUCCUUCAUAACAAGCAUUACUGCAGAGAAGUUAAGGCCUCCGUCAUGGUUGUGGUUAUAGGUGUGGGAAUCUGUACGAUUACCGAUGUGAAGGUUAAUGCCAAAGGUUUCACCUGUGCUUGCGUAGCUGUGUUCUCCACAUCUCUGCAGCAGAUUUCUAUAGGAUCUCUCCAGAAGAAAUAUUCGAUCGGAUCUUUCGAACUGCUGAGCAAGACAGCUCCGAUCCAAGCCCUCUCACUCCUCAUCUUCGGCCCGUUUAUAGACUAUUCCUUGAGUGGCAAAUUCAUAACUACAUACAAGAUGACUUACAGUGCCAUUCUAUGCAUACUCGUGUCUUGCACGCUGGCUGUCUUCUGUAACAUAAGCCAAUACCUCUGCAUAGGAAGAUUCUCAGCUGUCUCCUUCCAAGUCCUUGGCCACAUGAAAACAGUGUGUGUCCUAACACUAGGAUGGCUGAUCUUCGACUCGGAGAUGACAUUCAAGAACAUCACGGGAAUGGUCCUAGCCGUCGUGGGCAUGGUGGUUUACAGUUGGGCGGUCGAGGUCGAGAAACAGAGGAACGGAAAGGCCCCUCAUCACGGGAAGAACAGCAUGACUGAAGAUGAGAUAAGGCUGCUGAAGGAAGGGGUAGAGCACAUCAACCUGAAAGAUGUUGAGCUCUGUGAAACCAAAGCUUAAUCCUUCAAGGUAUAAUAUUGAGUUUUUGUUUCAACUCUUUGCUCCUUCGUUCAUCAAGUCAUAUUGUAUCCUUUGGGGUCUUUUUUCUGCCUUUAUUUAUGACAUAUAUAUAUAUAUAUAUAUAUAU